AUGCUAACUUUGCCUAAGAAGGCUGCUGUUGACUCAAAAGUCCUCUGCCACCACUCCUUAGAGGUAACUCCUGCGGUAACAGGUGGAAGAUGGCAAACUUCCACCAUCCUGAUUUUGAAAAUACCUGAACCUCUAAUUCUCAUUUAUUCACUGAUCCUGACAUUCAAAGAGAUUGUUUACAAUAACCUCCAUCAAAGUUACACAGCUCAACAGGGUCCACCUCACGAAGCAGGAGUCGUCUAUUACGCAAAAGCAUUCAGUCUUAAGAGCCUUAACUGCCUACCCAUGGUUGCCUUUUAG
This is a messenger RNA of Nezara viridula (southern green stink bug), 300 nucleotides long. The record is from the annotation of a GenBank genome assembly. NCBI's taxonomy places the organism in Eukaryota, Metazoa, Arthropoda, Insecta, Hemiptera, Pentatomidae.